UCUUUUUAAUUAAUGGAGCAAGGCCGUUAAAUAGCGAGACCUGCGGACAGGUCAACUCGUUCUCCUUCCUCUUCCAGAGUUGGAGAAUCAAUCUCAGUAAAGAGGAGGCGCGCCAUUGAAGAUCCAUCUCCUCUGUCUCUUCCCCCCCCCCCAAGCAGUCGAGCAAGUUCUUUCAACUACUGAUGCUGUAUGGGGUCAGACAUUUAUAUUGAUGAAAGUACAGGUCUUACUCACAGCAGAAAGAAGCAAGUUUUGUCCUUCCUGUCAGAAGAAAUGUUAGGUUUUGAAAAUUCUAUUCAACCCUCACGUGAACUUUGUGUAAGUUUUGAGUACCAGUGCAACGUUGAUGCCAAGGACACUUCUUUGCAAAUUGAUGAGCUUGAGAACAUAGGGAUUAAAAUUCCGAGCACCAUCAGAAGGAACAGCAGCUUUUCUUGUUUGUCUGGUGCUGCACUAAGUGCCAAUGCCACUUUAGCAAACACAAAUAUGUUAAAUGGUCUCAUUGGACAAGAGAUACUACCUAGCCUGGAUUCUCCGAAUUCCUUUCGGCCGUUGUCAUCUUCUCCAUCUCUUUCAAGAUUGGAUCCUUUAUCAUCUUCUCAGAGCAACAUAUCUGCCUUGGUUGGGAGCCUAUCAAAUGACAGUGAUUUCCUUGAGAAUGAUAAAGAUUUGUCGAAAACCAUGAGUACUGCAAAUGUUGAGGCAUCAACCUUUCUAAAUGCUAUGAUGGAUGUACAAGUGGCUGGUGGAGCUGCAGGUGAAGACAGGCUCCAGGCUGUCUGUUCCGAAGAAAAUGGAUGGUUAUUCUGUGGAGUAUAUGAUGGCUUUAAUGGACGUGAUGCAGCUGAUUUUUUGGCUGUGACUCUCUAUGAGAAUGUUGCAUUUUACCUGCAUUUGCUGCAUGAGAAUCAAGGAGAUGCACCUUUAAGCCUGAAAAGCUCCCUUGAAGGUAUAGCAGAUAACCAAAUUGAGACUUCUGAUAAUAGAGUGGACAGGAAUAUGUUUCCAAAAUCUUCUGAAGAGUUGUCAUCAGAGCCAUUUCGGCAUGGUGUUAUGGAUUGCUUGAGGAGUGCGGUUGUGCAGGCAGAAAAUGAUUUUAUGCGUAUGGUUGAACAAGAAAUGGAGGAACGUCCUGAUUUGGUGUCUGUCGGGUCAUGUGUUCUAAUCGUGCUUCUUCAUGGGAAGGACCUAUAUGUGUUGAAUCUUGGUGACAGCAGAGCUGUACUGGCAACCAUUGAUGCAUCUAAAGAUGGAUUAUUGCAAGCUGUGCAGCUGACCGAAACACAUACAGUUGAUAAUAGAGCAGAACGAAAUAGAUUAUUGGCUGAACAUCCUUAUGAUCCAUCAACUAUAACUGGGGGAAAAGUGAAAGGAAAACUGAAAGUCACUCGUGCAUUUGGAGUUGGUUACUUGAAAAAGAAAAUAAUGAAUGAUGCACUGAUGGGCAUUCUUCGAGUUCGCAAUCUGUGCAGUCCUCCAUAUGUUUCUACAGAGCCAUCUACAGUGAUCCAUCAUGUGUCUGAUGAUAAUCUAUUUGUCGUUAUUGGGAGCGAUGGUCUGUUUGAUUUCUUUACCAACAAUGAAGUUGUUCAUCUUGUUUACCUUUUCAUCCGGAAUAACCCAUUUGGUGAUCCAGCAAAGUAUCUGCUGGAGGAGCUGUUACUGAGGGCUGCUGAAAAAUCAGGUAUGACUGCAGAAGAGUUGAUAAGGAUCCCAGCUGGGAGAAGAAGAAAGUAUCAUGAUGAUGUUACAGUGGUCGUUAUAAUGCUUGGACAUAAACAGCGGACAACAACUGCAUCUACGACAUUAUAGAUCUCAGGAGAUGGAUGUACAUCUCCGUGUUAAUCCUAUCAAUAUACUGAGAAGAUAUAUGACGUAUAUUGAUUGUACAGUUCCUAAAUCUAGUUAGCAAAGUUAUAUGGCUAGAUUGGCCCCUAAAGUGCUUCAAGGACCAUUUUGAUGUUUCUUUAAGGACCAUUUUGAUGUUUCCUAAAGUGCUUCAAGGACCAUUUUGUUGUGAAUCAAUUGGUGUAAUAGAUGGUUCUAUCAACAUUAUGCACGUCUCUUGAUCUAGUAGGGUAACGUUGACUUUAAAUGGUCCAAAAUGGUGCAAUGUCCAGUUCAUAUUGAGAUCAAGAUUUCUGUGAGUAGGGAUAUGUUUCUUUGUCUGGACAAUAAACAAUAAGGUUUUCCACUGGACAAAAUAGGAUCCUUUCCAUGGCUAUGUACGAAUUAAUAUUACUGGACCCAAUCUUUAUACACUUUCA
This is a messenger RNA of Nymphaea colorata (pocket water lily), 2267 nucleotides long. Its product is annotated as probable protein phosphatase 2C 40. The transcript has 4 exons. Gene Ontology annotation, biological process: protein dephosphorylation. The record is from RefSeq and is a predicted model, not a curated record. Lineage: Eukaryota; Viridiplantae; Streptophyta; Magnoliopsida; Nymphaeales; Nymphaeaceae. Bases 190 to 1812 code for a protein of 540 amino acids. Gene Ontology annotation, molecular function: protein serine/threonine phosphatase activity.